UUCAGUUGGUUAUCAAACAUGGGCGUAAAUGACUAUGAGCAUAUCUUAAAUGGUAAAUAUAUAUUUGUCUUUUUACAUAAUUUCUAAAUACUAUUGUGGGACAAUUUAUUUCAUAAAUAAACAUACAUUACAAAUUUAUGAUUGGCUGAGAAAAUAUUUUUAUACAAAAAUCAAUAGAUUACAUAAAUAAAUAAAAUUCAACGUGAAUAUAAUGUCCAAUAUAUUGAAUGAGUUUCACUCUGUUCACCCUUUUCUGUAUCACUUGAACUGAACGCACAUAAAUUGGUUGUUUUAGUUGAUGAUUAAAAACAUAAACUAUGAAUUGACUAAGUACUUUGAUGAAUGGAUUUAUUUAAAAAGUCCCUCCAAUUUUUGAAAUCAGUAAUUAAUGUAAUAAAGAUACUCAGUUACUGAACUACAAUAUUCUGUUCAAUAAUCAUUAUGCGAAUAUAUAUUGUCAGUUAUUUAUUCAGUUAUGUGAACUGUCGUUCACGUUCAAGAAAAUGUAAAUUUCUCUGUAUCAUUAUGCUUAUAAUAACUUGGCUAUCAGCUAUUUGGUUAUUGAUUACAUUAUAUAUGCAAGAGGAUUAUCAAUUAUUUAAUUAUCCACCAACUAUUAAUUUGUAUCAAAUUUAUGAAAAAGAAAAAUUACAAAUUAAUUCAAGUGUACCACCUUUAUGGAAAAUAAUUUUUCCUCUAUCUUCUAAUUAUACAGAACAAUGUCUAAUUAAACAUUAUAAGUGCAAUAAUAAUAAUAAUGAUUCCUUAUUAUUUCAGUUGUCAAAAUGUCAAACUAUUGAUGUACUCUUAGUUAUUCGGUCACAUGUAAAUAAUUUCAAUCAACGAGAUGCUAUUCGUCAAACAUGGGGAAAUCAACAAUGCUAUGAAAAUUUCGGUGUGUAUAUUCGUAUUCUAUUUAUUUUAGGUAAACAAAACGACAAUGAUGAUAAUGUAUUAAAUUAUUCUAUACAAAAUAAAAAUAUUCAUUAUGACAAUAGUAUGGAUAACACUGGGGUAUUACAAAGGCUACACUAUGAGCAUUUUAUGCAUCAUGAUAUUAUACAAUUUGACUUUAUUGAUAAUGCUUCUAAUUUAGUAAAAAAAUGGAUUGGUAGUAUUGAUUUUAUUGUAAAAUAUUGUAUGGCUACUGAAAAAUCUUUUACUCUAUUUCUAGAUGAUGAUACUUUUUUACAUCCAAUAAAUUUAAUACAAUUAUUACGUCGUAUUACACUUAAUCAGUAUAGAAUUUAUGCAUCCGGUCAUGUACAACGUAUCUCUUAUCCAGUACGUAUCCCAUUCUUGUCUAAAUAUAUAUCAUUAUCAAAUUAUCCAUUCUGUAUAUAUCCACCAUAUAUAAUUAGUGGAACAAUUAUAUUAAGUAUGCCUGUUGUUCAAUUAUUACGUGUUGGAUUUAACUAUGUUACAAAUAUGCCAUAUGAUGAUAUUCUAUUAGGAAUUAUACUAUUAAAAUUUGGUAUUAGUCCUAUUCAUUUAAAAAAUAUUUAUACAGAACAUAGUUUAGAUAAGCAAACUCUUAAACAAUUACAAUUUAUCAGUAUUCAUGGUUAUAAUGAUCCUUCAAUGAUUCACUCGUUAUGGUCAACUUUAAAUAUGAAUUAUGCUUGUAAAAUAAAACUAAAGAACUAAUAAAAAUAUAUCUAAGGUAUUUUGUGCUCUUUUUUAUUAGUGAUACUAUACAAACUGAGAGUAUUUUUUCAGGACAAAGUUUUUCUUAUUAUUUCAUUGUAGCUAGUACAGUGAUUAACAGUGACAAACAAACAAAAACAUUUUUAAUGAAGAUUAGUU
Messenger RNA from Schistosoma spindalis, 1806 nucleotides. The record is from the annotation of a GenBank genome assembly. Lineage: Eukaryota; Metazoa; Platyhelminthes; Trematoda; Strigeidida; Schistosomatidae.